This is a messenger RNA of Aspergillus wentii DTO 134E9, 582 nucleotides long. RefSeq lists its product as uncharacterized. The record is from RefSeq and is a predicted model, not a curated record. The transcript has a single exon. Lineage: Eukaryota; Fungi; Ascomycota; Eurotiomycetes; Eurotiales; Aspergillaceae. Gene Ontology annotation, molecular function: NADH pyrophosphatase activity. Gene Ontology annotation, biological process: NAD+ catabolic process; NADP+ catabolic process. Bases 1 to 582 code for a protein of 193 amino acids. Gene Ontology annotation, cellular component: cytosol.
AUGACCACCUAUUUCACGAUCCCACCUCACCUCUCCUUCUUCAACAUCCCCAGAGCUGAAUUCGCCGCCUCAAGACCCGAAUUCGCCGACUUUGUCACAAACGCAUACAUCUUUUCUACCUCACCCACCAGCGCAACCCCCUGCAAGCCCCGCGUCCUCCUCAUCCAGCGCUCUCUUUCCGACAGCUAUCCCGGAUGCUGGGAAGGGCCUGGUGGAUUGUGCGAGACGACCGAUGAGACGCUGUUAGCGGGCGUUGCGAGGGAGGUGCUAGAGGAGACGGGGUUGCACGUUUCGCGGUUUGUGGACCUCGUCUCGGUUGAAGGGUGGGUGAAAGUUCGGCCGGAGGGGGUGAGACGGGCAGUGCAGUACUCGUUUAUUGUCGAGGUUCAUGAGAGUCAGGCGAGUGGCUGGGAGGAUGCGGUUCGGUUAGAUCCAGCCGAACAUGAGGAUUUUGUGUGGGUGACCCAGGAAGAAGUGCGGGAUGGGAUGCAGCAGGGCAAGUUUAUGUUUAUAGAUCGGGAGGAGGGAAAUCUUUUUGCGGCAAUGGAGAUAUUCGAGAGAUUGAGUGUGAAACAUGGAUAG